Gymnodraco acuticeps is the source of this 7561-nucleotide messenger RNA. Its product is annotated as zinc finger protein 558-like. Lineage: Eukaryota; Metazoa; Chordata; Actinopteri; Perciformes; Bathydraconidae. Gene Ontology annotation, molecular function: DNA-binding transcription factor activity, RNA polymerase II-specific; RNA polymerase II cis-regulatory region sequence-specific DNA binding. Gene Ontology annotation, biological process: regulation of transcription by RNA polymerase II. The transcript has 7 exons. The coding region runs from base 5070 to 6575 and encodes 501 amino acids. Gene Ontology annotation, cellular component: nucleus. The record is from RefSeq and is a predicted model, not a curated record.
AUAUAACCUUCACAAAAAGAUUCGGGGAUUACUCGACACCCUCCGAAGCCUCGGCGCAAUACGUAUCAUCACUAGUUACAACAAAUAUCGGGUGCAAACCUUUAUACAGUCUAUGUCCAACUCCAAACAUGUUUUUUAUUUUCCUUUAGUGACGUAGUUCCGACGUCACCUUUUCUUCCCGCCUGGGAGUGAAAAUGGCGUAUGGUUAUCUUGUUAUCUCCCCGUGUGGUUGGUAACAUACACUGGUUAGUACACCUCUACUCACUAUCAAGAAACAACUACAUUACGCAUUUAGCUGUCAGUGGAUGAGGCGGUGUUCACUGUUGCUGUCGUGAGGUUUUCGGAGGUUCGGGCCCGGUAAAUCACCGCAUAAAGGCGGCAGGAGCUCCCCUCUUCCCGAACCGGGGAGUGUAAAAGGAGCAGUACAGAAUCACUCAAGGAUCUAGGACAUCUGUAGCCUGUUUCCAGCUUUCUUCAAAGAUGUCUGACCUGAUAAGAGGGUUCAGAGCCCAGCUGACCACGAGCAUGGACUCCACCCUGAGGAGAGCUGUGUUUGAAAUAAUGAUGAUCUUUGAGAACAGUCUACAUGAGUAUCAGAUGGAGCUGGGGCAUAAAGGAGAGGAAGUUGCUCAACUUAAAAUGAAGUUGCAGAGAGCAGAGAUCAGGUUGACUGAAAUUGGCAGCAGAGGAACAGAGGUGAAGAAAGGAGGAACUGAAGAUGUUGUGAACGCCCCUAAACCAACAGAUGAUGUUCCUGAGAUUCACUUUGAAGUACCUGAUGACUGGUGUGCUCCCCUGGCCUGUGAGACCGUAACCAAGAAAGAAUAUGCAUGUCCCAGCGUAAGACUGCGCCGGCUGUCCAUUCCUCUGUCGCAGAUUUCCAUCAAGCAGGAGGUUUAUCAGCGUGACAUUGACUCCAACCAGCGAGCAAAGGGUGUCAGGAGAUCCAGGAGAGGUUUGUGUCAUUUUAUUCAUUUGUGCUGUAAAUUAUACUUGUCAGAAUUUAGAUGUUACAUUCACUGAUACCCAUUUCAUGAUUUCAAAGGCUCUCUUUGUAAAUAGGAAUUGUUUCUUUGUAAAUUUGCGAAGCCAUACAUUGAUGGUAGUUGGUUUACAAAAAUCAUGUGCAAGUUAAAGUUUAUCCGCCCUCUAGCUUUAUACCUUCUAGCUUCUAGGACAAUGAUUCUAAUAAAAUGUGUUGCUGUAAAUUGUAUCUGCUUUCAAAUGCUGGCAUUACCAAUUCUCUUUUCUUCCACUUUUUUAUUGUGGUGUAAUCGUGUCAUCUCUGCUUUUUCAUUCAGUUGACUAUUUUCUUUUUACAGUUACCUUAAUAAAUAAGAGAACCACGCAGGACAAAACCAUACCAACACAUGACCAAGGAACUCAACAUUCAACACUGAGAAACGACAUAAAACAAUUGCUCUCAGGCAUAAAGCAGGUGCAUACUGACACAACAAUCGGUACAGGUCUAGGAAAAGGGGGGGGAAAUGUAAAAGGAAAAAAGCAAAAACAUACAAAGAAGAGCAAAGGAGAAGAAAAUAAAAAAACAAUUGAGUCUACAGAAAAAAAGAUUGUAAAAAACGGCGGGGAAAAAAAGUACUCCUGCGGGUAUUGUAAGAAGGCAUUUGACACAAUGUUUGGCCGAAGUGUGCAUAUACGAUCACACAAGAAAUGCAAAGGUUGCAAAAGAGAGUUCCCAUCUCCAAUUGCUCUAAAGUUGCAUAAACCAUCCUGCAUAAAACUCAAGAAGUUGUUGGCAAAAAAAGCUCGAUCCACUAACCCUCCAAAACCUGAGUCUUUAGGUGAAGAAAACCUGACUGCACAACAGGUCAUCAUUAAAAAAGAAAACACAGCUUCCUCUAGCAGGCCCAGUGAAUCUUCUACUCAGAAUAAUAAGGGCAACAAAAAGCUAACCUGUGUACACUGCAACAAGACAUGUCGUACUAGUUUGAAUCUAGAGGAGCAUUUGUGUGUUCAUGCUGGUGAAAAAAAAAUCCCUUGCAGCAUGUGUUCGAAGCCAUUCCAGAGUAAAAAGGCACUCAGACAACACAAACGGAAAAUGCACAAAGAACAAAACAUUUCCAGUGAGACAAAUGAAAGCAAUGCAUGGACCAUGCCUUUGGAGAAUAUGGACGAUAUUUGUGUGGAUUUGAAGUCUCCAAAAAAAGAAAAAAGUCAUGCAAACAACUAUGAAGAUGUUCAGAGGGAUAACAUUCCAGACACAAGCCCAAGUUUAAUAUGGGAAACAAUGGGCACACGCUCCCCUGAGGGCUUCAUCUGCCGGUUGUGCCUGAAGCCCUUUACAGACACACACGGGCUGAUUGAGCACUUUCCCACCCACACAGGAGAGAUGCCCAUUCAAUGUAAAGGUUGUUCUGAAAGGUUUAGUAAUAGAGCACAGCUAAGCAGGCACGGGAAAAUGUGUUUGAGGAGGAGACGCAAGUGUGCAAAGUGCAUGAAAACGUUUCCCUCAAUGGAUAGGUACAAUAAGCAUGUCUUGAUCUGUGGGAAAGAUCAUAGUUGUUCCUGUGAGGUUUGUGGGAAAAGUUUCGUCCAUAGAGCAUGCCUCAGGAACCAUAUGGAGCGGUUACAUAAUACGCCAGUAUAAAGUUAGCAUCACCUGUCUGUGGACAUUGAAAUGCUGGAUGUUGUCAUUCAUGAUCAAGGAUGACCUGCAUUUAAUCUUUUGUAGGUUUUGUUUUUGAGAGUGAUACGAUCACUAUAUAACUCAUACUAACAUGUUGGUAUUCACCAUCACAAUUGUAUUGUCACAUUGUGUGAUGUCAUACUAAAGAGCAAAAAAAGAUCUCACCAAGUUUGGUUCAAUGUGUAUUUUUAAGUAUUUUUUACUGAGUGCCUUAUUCGCGAUUUUGUUGUGUUGUAUGAAGUUCAAGCAUAAUUGGAAAAUACAUUGUUUAAACACUCUUAUUGCCUCAAUAGUUUCUGGUAAUGUUUUUAGUUGUUUAGACAAAACCUUUGCACUCAGCGUUGCAAUUUUUAAAUGAAUUUGAAGGACACAUUUUAAAUCUUUCUUGUUACCUGACAGAUAUGUAAGAAGAUUACACUGGUGAAGACUUCAACGUUAUGUAGAUAUUUUAUCCCGUGCUUGAGUCCGGAAAAAACAACGAUUUUUAUAUAUAUUUAACAUUUGUAACUGUGUUGUAUUCAUUGUUAAUAUUGACAUGGUGGGAGAUCUUACACGACUAUUGCUUUUUAUGUUCUUAAAGUUAUUACAAGUGUUGCUAUCUAUGACCAUUGUCAGCAAUAACCCAUUAAAAUAUUUACUGUAUACCUUGACUUGCAUAUUUUUUUGGCAAUAACAACGAGGUAGUUGUACUACUUCGUCACUGAACUUUUUAUUUAGAUUUUAGUGUAUAUUUUCAAAGACAACAUGAAAGACAGCGAUACAAGGACAAGGCUCACACAUAAAAAAACAACAGAACAAUAAAAUACCAUAAGGGGUUACGAAGUACAUUUAAUUGUAUGCAUGUGUAACCCCGGUGUAGUGUCCCCUCGGCAACAGACCACUCAGAGCUGGUGAUUACUUCAGUUUAUUACCCUGCGUUUCAAUGGACACAUACAAAGAACACGUGAGCUGCGUUUCUCAACAGAUCCUCACGUGCUAUCAAAAUCUCCUUUACAAAAUAAGUGUCCAAUAAUCAACAACACAUCAAUGAUCGUAUAGUGGUAGUAUUUUCAUAAACAAUGUGAAACAUUAAACAUAACAAACUGGUGUACAAAACUCACAUACCUGCGUUUCAAUGGACACAUACAAAGAACACGUGAGCUGCGUUCUGUAGAAGAGAUAGCACCACGCUCACGUUAGCCUAUUAGCUCAAAUUAGCUAUUGAUGAUCACAUUAAUAAAUCAUAUAACACAAAUAGCCAAUCACACAAAAAACAUGUUGCUGUGAGCAUUAAACGACUAACAUUAAACUAAACAAACACAACAGGACGUUAUUGUCCUAAUAAAAUAAUAACAUACAUGGUUUGUCCACCGACAUCAUGAGAAUCUCCCACAAUCCAUUGCGGUAACAAAGCUACAGUAAUGCAGGCACGCGUGUGUAACACCAGAUGGCGUAAUUCUCCAAUUUAACCCGGAUUGUACACCAACUCUGUUACACAUGCACAUGGUCUUGUAUCAUGAAUUACUCCAUAAUAACAUAGAUAUACUUUCAUUAUUAUUAUUUUUACUCGUUUCUAAAUGUAUUUUUUAUAUUGGUCUUUCUAAGGGGAGCAGCCGAGUUGUUUUCAGUCCAGGAAUUCAUCACAACAAUUUAAGUGUUUUUCAGUAUAUGACAUAAUUGACAUUUAUUUUGGCUCUUUGAUUUCUCCAGUACCUGAAUCCUCAUCUUUGUUAUCGCGAGACUUGCAACCAUCACAUCACAGAUAUGAUAUCAACCUGCUAGUUAGUUGGACGCCGAGUCGCUGCAUCGUUUCAUGGAUUUAAUUUAUGCCAGAUAAGCUAUUUGGUCGCUUUCUGUUGAGAUACAUUGCAGAGUCGACCAGCUUCUUUGGUUGUUUCCAUUGCCGGUAAACAGUUAGCUAGCUUGAACUAGCACCUGGACUAUACACAGGCUAGCACUGGUUACGCUUCGUUGGCUCCCUUGUUUACACGUUAGCUUGUUAGCUUCCUUACUGUAUUGCUUGUUACAACAGCAUGUUUCUUGUAGCUAUUUAAAUUGUAAUUGUGUUAAUGCUCAUCAACUAAACAAACCGGCUUACUGCAUUGCACCACGUUGUUUGUCAUUACUGCUUUAGCGUUAGCUCAACAAAUAAAGCCUGGACACCAUUGUCAUCUUUAUUGAAAUAUCUAAAACAGCCGCACAGCAGAUUUUUAAUAACAAUCAGAUUGUACUAUAAAAGCAACUUGCUGCUAUAUAUUAAUAAUAUAAAUGGCCUAGGUACUUAGCAUGGCAACAUUGUGUGGCAGUUCAUAGUUCCAGGGUAGAGGAGUGCACAUCGCUGUAGACACAUCGUCCUCGACUGUCACUGGAGGCAAACCAUUGAAUACAACCUUAGUGUCAAUCCCUCACUGACAUUAAAACAUCCUUCCUGAAACAAAGCACAAUGAAGACGGUGAGGAAUGCUUUCCACGCUCAGCUGGCCACCGUCAUGGACUCCCUGCUGGCUGCUGCUGUCUGCGAGAUCGCCAAGAUCUUUGAGAGCAGCCUGUGUGAGCAGCAGGCGGGGCUAGCGCAGAAAACUGAGGAGAUCUCCAUCCUCAGAGGCAGGCUGGAGAAAGUGGAGAGGAGGCGUAAGGUUGGAGGGAGCGAGGAAGGGGAGCUGUCAUCAGGAGACAGAGAGGGCAGCACGGGGCAGCAGACCCCCAACAUAUCAGGACUAAAUGUGGGAAAGGAUUUGUCUUCUCAUUUGGACCCAGAGGAAAGACUCAGUCAGAGCCUCAGAGGGAUGAAAGAAGAGGUCACAGGCCAGGAUGGAGCUUCAGUAAAACAUGAGAUCUGUGUUGCUUAUUGCUCACAGCGUGCUGGAUCACAACCUACAGGGGGGUCUGUGGCAGUCCAAGUCCCAGAGGUAACGCUUGCUGCUGGAGAACAGAGGAAGAUACAUACCCUGUCUGCUACACAAGCCAAGGCUAAAUUGUCUCACUGGGAUCAGGGCGGUGCAGAUCACAGAUCUGUCCGGGAUCAAGCCUCCACCCCUUUCCUCUCCAUCUCCCAGAGCGGACGUUGCUCCCCCAGGCCUGCCCCUGGGCUAGCUCAACCAGGGGAGUGGUUACCAGGGCUGGACGGCACCAAAGGUGGGGUGUCCGGUCUGGAGAACCUGCAGGCCGAAGGCACCAACUGCUCUGGUCCAGCUGGCAGCAGCGCCGGCACAGACACACUCUGCUUCAGACGGGGUUUUGGCUCUGACGAGACCAGCAACGAAGACGACGAUAGCUCCUUCCCUUUUCUGGACCAGGAGCCUGAGAACCACAUCUCCCAUCAGAACUCUGUGCAGGGCCCGGAGGCACGGCAGGUUCAGCCUCAAGCCCCACCUGGGGAAUCUCCAUGGAGACCCAGAGAUGACAGGGGAGGGAGAGGCCCCGUCAAUCACACACGGCGGGUUUCAACUUUUGGCAAUAGAGACCCUCUCCGAACACAGUCCAAUUCCCAGUCGCUGGCUCUGCGACACACACACACUCUCAGCCAUCCUCCAGCUCCUGCUGCAGCGAAUGGACGGCCGUACACCUGCCCAUACUGCACCAAGUGCUUCACCUACCCCUCCCACCAGCGCAGACACCUUUUACGCCACACAGGAGUAAGACUGCAUCCUUGUCAGUUUUGUGACAAGAGUUUCCUCACCCCCUCUGAGCUGACUGUGCACACUCGCACACACACAGGGGAGCGGCCUUUCGGCUGCGCCCAGUGCGGGAAACGUUUUGCCCGCAGUGGGAACCUGAGAGCCCACCAACGGGACGUUCACAUGGGGAAGAGACCCUUUGCUUGUACAGAGUGUGGGAAGAGAUUUGCCCACAGGGGGAACCUGAGGGUGCACAAUCACAGAGUCCACCAAGGAGACCCCUACUACAUGGACGAACAGCAGGAGCCAGAAAUAGCCCCUAAUCCCAUUUGAAAACGUUUAAAAAGUGAUGGCUCUGCACUUUAUUUUCUUCUUUCACAGUUGCCUAUCCGCCUAUUUCCCCAUUCAAGGAUUCGGGUUUUUUCAUACUUGAAAAAAAAAAAACACCAUCAAAUUGUAUUAUAUUUAUUUAAUACAUGGUCAAAAUACAUUUUGAGUGUCUUUAUUUUAUAUUAUGAUUCAAUCUCAUAAUUAUGGGUCACACUCAAAAGGAAAGCUUUGUAUUAGGUGUAUUAAAUGGAUGGAUAUAAUCAUCCAUGAAAAUAUGAUGAAAUAUCUAUUGAUGUAAAGAAAAAACCUUCUCAAAGAUGACACGAUCUUACAAUGAUGCUUUUCUUCUCAUUGAAAAGUAACUAUACAGACCCAAGCACCUGUUCAUUACGAACUGAAUGAUCUACAAACUAAUGUUUUUCACACCGCUAAUAAAAAAGUAGUUGGUAUUAGAUUUAGACACGUGGCAUGCAAACGUAGGAUAGCAUGUCUGUUCCUUCAAAAUGGUGCUUACUGUAUGUAUCCCCAUCUCCAUGUGGUAUAAAAUGGAAAGUUCAUGUUGUUAAAGAAGCUAUAGUUUCCCACCCUGUUCUUGCAAAGUGAAAUAAAAUAUUGUACGUCUGUCAAAUAUUGCCUUGUUCAGUACCAUCUCCUGUUGUUGCACCAUUAUUUUCCAGACACCAGGGGGCAGGGGCAACAUACAAAGGAUGCCUCUAAAUGGAUUUGGACAUCAUUGCAAAUAGAUUUUUGAUAAAAGUGUUGCUGUCAGCAUGUUUCACCAUGUGCCCUAUAUUUGCAGAUAUUUUUCCCUGAUGUAUGCAGUUAUGUCAUCAUGCCAUCCCUCUCAUGGCAUGUGCUUACAAUGCAAAAUCUAAAUGUGAGUACAUGAGUCUUUUGGUCCUUGUGUUAACCUGCAGAAAAACUCAAUUUCAAGCCUGGAAUUGGCUUGUAUUUUAGUGUAGGAAAAAGUUGUUCUGCAGUUACGCAGA